Messenger RNA from Botrytis sinoallii, 822 nucleotides. RefSeq lists its product as uncharacterized. Bases 1 to 822 code for a protein of 273 amino acids. The record is from RefSeq and is a predicted model, not a curated record. Gene Ontology annotation, molecular function: oxidoreductase activity, acting on the CH-OH group of donors, NAD or NADP as acceptor. The transcript has 2 exons. NCBI's taxonomy places the organism in Eukaryota, Fungi, Ascomycota, Leotiomycetes, Helotiales, Sclerotiniaceae.
AUGCGUAUGAUAACAGGGGCUGCUUACACGGCCACAAUACACCACGACACUUAUCCCCUGGUUACCGCUGCCAACUGCAAAGAACAAAAGAAUCGAGCUGUUUUCAUCACCGGAGCUUCCCGGGGUAUUGGUCGUGCGUGCGCGGUUGCAUUUGCCCAGGCAGGCGCCUCUGCCAUUGCUAUAGGUGCUCGCGCGACCCUCGACCCGGUCGAGAAAGCGAUUCUCGAGGAGGCAGCAAAAGCUGAUCACCCGGCUCCCAAAGUACUCAAGCGCACGCUGGAUGUUUCAGAUGAGAAAAAUGUUGCCUCCGCCUUCGCGCAGACAGAGCAAUCGUUUGGUCGUCUCGAUAUACUUGUCAAUGAUGCCGGACGUCUCGAGAAUGGGUUCCCGCUCGCCGACACCGAUUCCACUUCUUGGUGGGCGGCUUGGGAGGUCAAUGUGGCCAGAAGACAAUUGUCAAUAUCAACUCGAUCGGGCGCACCUGUGCCGGCCGGGUGCCUCGGCCUACCAGACGGGAAAUUGGCGAUAUGUCGUUUGACGGAAUUCACCAGCGUCGAGUACGGGGGACAAGGAGUUGUGGCAAUCGCCGUUCAUCCUGGAGCCGUCGACACUGAACUCAUCAAGACCUUACCUGUCCAGUAUCAUACGAAUUUGGUGGAUGCGCCUGAGUUGGCGGCCGAUACGAUCGAAUGGUUGACCCGAGAAAAGCAGGGAUGGCUCAAUGGGCGAUAUAGAAGCGCCGAUUGGGACAUGGAAGAGAUCAUGUCUCGGAAGGACGAGAUUGUGGAGGGAAAUAAAUUGAGGGUCAGGUUGGUUCUAUAA